This is a messenger RNA of Trypanosoma brucei brucei TREU927, 411 nucleotides long. RefSeq lists its product as hypothetical. The record is from RefSeq and is a predicted model, not a curated record. NCBI's taxonomy places the organism in Eukaryota, Euglenozoa, Kinetoplastea, Trypanosomatida, Trypanosomatidae. The coding region runs from base 1 to 411 and encodes 136 amino acids. The transcript has a single exon.
AUGCGGCGGCCGGCCGCCCGCAUGCACCCCGGGCCCCGAGCAUCAGAGCAGUCGGAUGGCCGCCCAGCAUCGAAGAGAAGGCCGGUGGCAACACCACCCACUGUCCCUGGCGACGGGGGACGCCAUUUUCGGAUCCUCUCGCCCCCUGCGCGUCCUCUCGGGUAUCGACGGCAUCCUUUAUUGCGAUAUGGGGACCGGGGAGGGACAAUGAACGAAAUACCCAUUCAACACUUUCCUCAACGCGUGGAGAACGGUGACGGGACCAAAUGCAAAAAAAAAAAAAGAAGAGCGCACACUAACCACAUGAUGCGGGCGCACGGCGUCGGCGGAACCGCCUGCACGGGGUGGGGGCAUAGCGGCAGGGAAUGGCGUAGGCGUCGCGAAAGAUCUAAGGGCAAUAAGAUGUGUUGA